Messenger RNA from Chironomus riparius, 1138 nucleotides. The record is from the annotation of a GenBank genome assembly. NCBI's taxonomy places the organism in Eukaryota, Metazoa, Arthropoda, Insecta, Diptera, Chironomidae.
GCGAUAAACAUGACAUUUAUAUUAAAGCUUACAAUCAUUACAUUAGUUCUGUUUGGGUUUGAUGAAGCUGCGCAAUUAGAGGAAGGGAACGCGUGUAUCAUUCAAUAUUUGAAGAACAAGCAAAGACUUUCGCAAGAUUUUCCAUAUGAUACUCAACCUGAUACGGUAAAAUGUCGAUUGGUUAUGCCAUUAAUUCUGAAGCAUUUAGAAACUGCAUUAAUUCAAAAGUUGUCAGAAAAAGAGGACAUAAAAGUAGAUUGUAUUAUGGCACAUCUAAAAAAUGUUAGUGCUUUAGAUUAUAUGUUAAUGAGAGAAAUAAUUCCAAUGUCAAGGAACUUGGAAAACUCAGAAAUUACCCAAAAGACACGAAAUACAACAAAAGCUCUCAGAAGAAUUUUAAUAAAUGGAGCAACUAAAUGUGGCAGUGAUAAAAGUUACAGUGGUUUAUUUGAUGAUAUUCUUGGCUUGCAAAAUAUGUCAAUAGCUGUUUUGCAACAUAAUUAUUGCUUCUCAAAGUAUGCAGUAGAAAACAAAUUAAUUGAAGUUAAGCAUAUUAACUUGAAUCCUCGAAGAAUUCCUACAACAAAUCUCAACUGCGAAGAGAUGAUUGAUAUUCAACAAAUCACUAAAGAAAGACAAUUGUUAAGCAAAUUAAAUGAUAAAAAACUUUCAAGAGAAGAAGUUCAAUGUAUAAUGGACAAAUACAGGAGUGAAAAGGCUUUUGACUCGAAUGUUGCGCUUGAGGUUGUUGAUUUUCUGCACAUUUCAUAUGAAGAAAAGCGCGCAAAUCGUGAAAGGAUUGCAAAUUCAUUGGAAAAAUAUAUAAAGUCUGUUUUCACUUGUAAAAAGUCAAUUCUGGAAUUGUUAAAUCAUAAUUCUCAAGAAUAUGUUAAAAUCAUGCAAUUUUGAAAUGCUCACACACUACACAUUACUCAAAUUAUGUCUCACAAAUCAGCAUCAUAAAUGUUUUUAUGUGCAAAUUGCCGUCGUAAUUUGUCACUUUAUAACUCAACAAUUCAAUUUAUAUAAUUUAGUUAAAUUACUAUUUAUCUACUAAAUCUACAAUCAAGGGAAUGUAGUAAAAGUUUUGCUUAAAUUUGCAAUAGUCGUAAAUAUGACGCGAGAGAGAAACUUUAUU